CGAUAUUUUGAUCCUUAGGAAUGGAACAUCGUAAAUUCAAAAAAUAAUGGAACUGAAGUGACCGGCGUUAUCGGCGAGAUUUGGAAUACAUUAUCAGAAUACUUGAAUUUCACAUUAAAACCGAUUAAAUCGGACGAGACGGCUCUAGGAACAAGGGAUGCCAAUAACACUUACAACUUCGGAUUGCUAAGUGUGAUAAAAAAAAAUGAAACGGACGUAUUACCGAGGGUUGAAAUCACUAGCAGCCUUCGAGCUCAAAUCAUGCAAAUCACCGUUCCGUUAUGGAAAAUUGGGCAAGUUGAAACGGUUCAAAAAUGAUUUCGUUCCAAAUAAUGUCAAUUACUUUUUAAGUUCGAUGAUACCAAAAAGAAAGCCGAGAUUACAUAUGCAAGCAAAAACUGAUAUGAAUGAAUUCUUGUUUGCAGUCAUAAAUUGUAUAUACAUCAAAAAGUGACACACGUGUAUAGUUGGAUGUUGAAUUUGUUCACCCCGAAGGUAUGGUACGCCGUUCUGAUAAUCUACAUCCUUUUCUGCGUGUGCAAUCAUUUAUCACAAAGAAUCAAUGUAAAAUUCUUACGGAAAAAGCCGAGAGUGAAGCUGCAGGACUCCUUCUUCUACAAUUUCGGCAUGAUUUGCGGUCAAAGCUAUCUACCAGGUGGUAUAUGCAGAAGCUCUAAAAUCGUUGAAUUAUGGUUAGGACUAUUUUCUUUGAUAAUUCGAACCGCUUUCGGCGCUCUUCUAAUAAGGUGUUUGACUCAGACCACUUUUACGAUCCCCUUCCAUGAUAUGAGGUCUUUGCUGGAGAAUAGUCAAUACAAUAUUCUUACUCUAAACGGUUCUCUACCGCAGCUGGCUAUGUCGGCAAAAGCACUACAUCUACUAAGUCUACUAUCGAUCGAAGACAUCCCGUACGAAAAAGUAGCGAAGCGACACGUUAUUAAAAGCUCGAUGGAAGAAAUGUAUAGAACAGUAUGCACAUCGGACAAUUACGCGAUUUUCAUGGCAGCAGACAUUAAACAAGCCAGAGGGGCUUAUUUCUGUCUAUUGAAUCCUAUGGGAACAAGUAUAAUGGAGAAUUGGAUUGUUUCUGGGAUUGCCAGGAAUUUUCGUUACAAAAGAACCAUCGACGUCGCGAUAAUAAAAUUCCACGAAGUAGGCUUCAUAAAUGCGCUGGUAAAACGUUUCAUAACUUUCGUGGACAGAAUUAAGGAACCGCCGAAUAUAAUCGAACCGAUAAACAUGGAACAAAUACAUUUGAUUCUACUCCUGCUUUCAAAUGGAUUCCUGUUAUCUUUCAUAGUUUUCUCGUUCGAAAUUAUCACGUUCUAUUGUAAAGUUCACUAACGUAUUGGUAUAAAAGGUUUUAAUAAACUGUACUGCGUCCAUAUAUUAGAUGUUCCGAAUCUAAGUCAAACGUACAAGUGAAUUUAUUAAUCAUCCUCGUGAAUU
Molecule: messenger RNA, 1449 nt
Organism: Ceratina calcarata
Lineage: Eukaryota; Metazoa; Arthropoda; Insecta; Hymenoptera; Apidae
Exons: 5
Coding region: 472-1344 (290 amino acids)
Cellular component (GO): membrane
Molecular function (GO): ligand-gated monoatomic ion channel activity
Source: RefSeq, a predicted model, not a curated record